AUGCCUUUGUAUCUACACAAAUCCUUAUUUGGAGACAAGAGUCUUACCCCUACCUCUGUGCAGAUAUUUGGAUAUGGAGAAUCCCCUGUAGCAAACCUAGGAGCAUGCACUAUUGCAAUUCAUACUGGUGAUAGACAACAGCCACAGAUGGCGACUAGUCAAGUGACUGAUACUCGAGGGUAUCUCAUCCUAAGCAGAGAAACAGCCCAGCAAGUUGGCUACAUUGCCUUUCCAGAGGUAACCCCACCCUCCUUAACCAGUACACCACAAAUCCAUACAAGUGUUAACACUCUGCAACCAGAUUCCAGUAAGGUUAACAAGCUUACAUGUGAGGUGUUGGAUGAUGCUGUCAUCUUGAAUGGAGACACUGUUUGCCCUUAG
Pocillopora meandrina is the source of this 381-nucleotide messenger RNA. The record is from the annotation of a GenBank genome assembly. NCBI's taxonomy places the organism in Eukaryota, Metazoa, Cnidaria, Anthozoa, Scleractinia, Pocilloporidae.